This is a messenger RNA of Rana temporaria (common frog), 687 nucleotides long. Its product is annotated as hemoglobin subunit alpha-3-like. Gene Ontology annotation, cellular component: blood microparticle; haptoglobin-hemoglobin complex; hemoglobin complex. The coding region runs from base 78 to 503 and encodes 141 amino acids. The transcript is spliced from 3 exons. Gene Ontology annotation, molecular function: haptoglobin binding; oxygen carrier activity; peroxidase activity. The record is from RefSeq and is a predicted model, not a curated record. NCBI's taxonomy places the organism in Eukaryota, Metazoa, Chordata, Amphibia, Anura, Ranidae. Gene Ontology annotation, biological process: hydrogen peroxide catabolic process; oxygen transport.
AAUUUUAAUGUUGACCUUUCCUGAGUUUCCAAGCUGAUCUAAGAUUUCCAGAAGCAACUCCCAAUCGUAUCAUCACAAUGAAAUUCUCUGCUAGUGAGAAGGCUGCUGUGCUUUCCAUGAUGGCCAAGAUUUCCCCCAAGGCUGGUGAUCUGGGUGCUGAGAUUUUACACAGGCUUUUGAUUUGUUGCCCCCAAAUGGAAAAAAAAUUAAAUUUUGAUGUGACUCCUGGCUCUGCUGACCUCAAGACACAUGGUGCAAAGAUUAUGAAUUCUCUUGCAAGUGCAGCCAAUCACAUGGAUAACCUUGCUGACAACCAGUCCUCCCUCAGUGACCUGCGUGCCUACAACCUAAGAGUGGAUCCAGGAAACUUUGCUCUUCUGAUUCAAGUUAUUCAGGGGGUCAUGGAUUCUCACUUCCAUGGAGAUCUCACUCCUGAGGUUCAGGCUGCCUGGAACAAAUUCACUGGUGAAGUUUCUGAAGUCCUCACCUCCGAGAACAAAUAGAUCCAUCUUACAUAAUAGACUAUAUCAGUAAUUACAGUAAGACAAAUAAUGUGCGAUGGGGAGUUCACUGGACUCAUUUAAUCACAACCUAGCAAUUGAUUUUUGAAAAUGAUUUACUUACAUAUAUUGUCUAUCAAUUAUUAAUACCUGGUGUAUUCUUGAUUAAAGCCCAAUAUAUUUUUAA